ACGAUCUAGCCAAAAUUGCGCGACUAGAAGAAGAGCUGCCUCUGCUUGUGCUAAGAAAAAAAAGAAAAACCUUAUCUCGCAAUGGCUUCCACUUUCGUCUCUCUACCAAAACCCUUCUUCGCUUUUCCGGCUAAAACCAAUGCUGCUUCUCUAGCUAACCACAAGCUUCUCGGAAGUCGAAGAGGCUGUCUGAGAGUUAAAGCGAUCUCCACUAAAUGGGAACCCUCAAAGGUUGUUCCUCAAGCCGACAGGGUUCUUGUUCGUCUUGAAGAGCUUACUCAGACAACCUCGGGUGGAGUGUUGUUGCCCAAAGCAGCUGUUAAGUUUGAGAGGUAUCUAACCGGAGAGGUUGUCUCUGUUGGUUCUGAGGUUGGACAACAAGUUGGGCCUGGAAAGAAGGUUCUGUUCUCUGACGUGAGUGCAUAUGAGGUCGAUUUGGGGACCGGUGCUAGGCAUUGCUUUUGUAAAGAGAGCGACUUGUUGGCCCUCGUGGAGUAAAGAGAGACCUUAUCCGAGAAGAUACACGUCUAAUACUUCUUCAAGAUUUUUAGUUGUUUGCUGUAAUUCUCAGACAUCAUAUCUUGUUUUGUGACAGUUUUCUUCAAUUUAAUAUCAUUUCGAGGACAA
Raphanus sativus (radish) is the source of this 627-nucleotide messenger RNA. RefSeq names its product 10 kDa chaperonin 2, chloroplastic. Gene Ontology annotation, cellular component: mitochondrial matrix. NCBI's taxonomy places the organism in Eukaryota, Viridiplantae, Streptophyta, Magnoliopsida, Brassicales, Brassicaceae. Gene Ontology annotation, molecular function: protein folding chaperone; ATP binding; protein-folding chaperone binding. Bases 82 to 498 code for a protein of 138 amino acids. The transcript has 7 exons. The record is from RefSeq and is a predicted model, not a curated record.